Leptopilina boulardi is the source of this 1869-nucleotide messenger RNA. RefSeq names its product doublesex- and mab-3-related transcription factor 3-like. Gene Ontology annotation, cellular component: nucleus. The record is from RefSeq and is a predicted model, not a curated record. Gene Ontology annotation, biological process: sex differentiation; regulation of transcription by RNA polymerase II. The transcript is spliced from 4 exons. Bases 105 to 1238 code for a protein of 377 amino acids. NCBI's taxonomy places the organism in Eukaryota, Metazoa, Arthropoda, Insecta, Hymenoptera, Figitidae. Gene Ontology annotation, molecular function: DNA-binding transcription factor activity, RNA polymerase II-specific; RNA polymerase II cis-regulatory region sequence-specific DNA binding.
AAAAUUAAAAUUAUGAAGUAUUUAAUAUUAUUAAAAUACAAAAAUAUUUGAAAGUGAAAAAUUAAAGUUUUCAAUCUUGAAGAACAUAAACUGAAGAUAAAACAAUGCUUCGUGGGAAAUCAAAGAAAUUAGAAGAAAAUGACGAUUCUAAUGUUAAACAAAGAAAACCUAAAUGUGCAAGAUGCAGAAAUCAUGGACUGAUAUCUUGGUUGAGAGGUCACAAAAGAGAAUGUCGUUAUCGCGAUUGUUUUUGUGUAAAAUGUUCACUAAUUGCUGAACGUCAACGAGUUAUGGCUGCACAGGUCGCUUUGAAACGACAACAGGCUGCCGAAGAUGCAAUAGCUCUUUGUAUGGCAAAAGUGACGACAGGACAAAAAAUUAAUCGCCUACCACCAGGAAAAAUAUUUGGAAUGACAGUAACAGAUCCUGAUACGAAUAAAAAUAAUAAAGAGGGAAAUCCCGUCACUUUGGAUACAAGUACAAAUAAUCCGCCCGAAGAUUCCAACGAUUGCAUUGAAAAGGAAGAACACAAUAUUUUUGAGCUGAAAAAUCAAGAGAAAAAUGAAGAAACCAAAUCUGAACAUGAAGGUAGUGGCAUCAGUUUGUUCCCGAAAAUAAAAGAGAAAUUAAUUAAGAAAACAGAUUGCGCUGUAUCGCAAACAUCAAUGGAAACUCUUGUUCGACUAUUUCCAAAUACAAAACUUUCUGUACUUCAAUUGGUAUUGCAAAGAUGUGGUCAGGAUCUCCUCAAAGCAAUUGAAUAUUUUUCUUGUACCGAAAAAUCCUCAACCAUUGAUUCCCAUUGUCCGGGAAUAUCCGCUUUUCAUCCACCAAAAAUCGAUCAACUCCCAGAAGUCCUUAAUCAAGAUUUAAAAAAUUCAUCCAAGACAUUCACUUUGCCUCCACUGCAUCCAACAAAUCAUUUAGGCGAAAGUUAUUGCCUUUUAAAUGUAAUAUCUGAACCAGUUGCUAAAAAUUUUGAAAACACCAACUUUUGUGGAAAUAAUUUCUCUUUUGGUAAAUCAGGAACUUCGAGAAUUGAUCGUGAGAGUUCAAUUGCAUUGAAUUUGCAGUACAAUCAUUAUUUUGACUCGGGACUUCAAUAUAAUCAUCAAUUACGUGAACAUCAUCAGUUUACAGAUUUUUCUCAAAGGCCAAGUAUACUGCAUCUUCCACCUUUUAUUCCAAAUAUUCCUUGCGUUCAGCCAAAUUGUUUACUUUGCUACAAGUUUGCAUAAAAUAUUUCCAAAAAAAAAAUUCUUUCUGAAAAAAAUAAUUACAUUUCUAUUAUUAAAAUAUAUAUAUUAUAUAAUGACAUUUAAUAAUGAUAAAAGAAGAAAUUUCUCAAUCUCACCUUUUUAGAAUGAAAAAAUACUCUUUUAAAUUAAAUUAAAAAUUAUUUAACUAUUUAUAUAUUAAAACAGCAUUAACAUAGUGAAAUAUUCGAUUUUAUUAAUCACUAUGUUGCGAAUAUUUAUACAUAAUAUUAUCAUUAGUUUCUAAUUAUAGGGUAUCGAGCAUUAAAUAUACAUUACAUGUAUUUUCUUUAUAUGUAAUUUGAUAUUUCCCUAGAAUAUAAUACGUUAUUUAUAAUUGGAAUUAAGAAUAUAUUCAUUUUGCGCAUUUACUGCGAAAAAUUUUCCACUUUUUUAAAUUAAAAUUCUAAUGUUUUAUACAAAACAAAAAAGAAAUUGCUUUUUAUGAACACAAAAUUUCAAUUUUUCUUCAAAAUUGAAUAUUAUUGCAUGAAUAAUUUAAAAUAAAUAUUUAAUUUUAGAUAUAUAAAUAAAAAGUGUCUUUUUCAUUUAGAUAGAAUGUUGUUAAUUAAUUUUCUAAUAAAAAGCAAAAUGAAACGAUGUCCUCCCCCCC